AAGUUAUCAAAGUGAUUGGAGUGCCUAAGGUUUGGUAAAAGCAAAUCUGAGAAAAGAGACAAUGAAUAACGCAUUACGGUUAUGUGCAGUGUGUAUCCUCUGGACACUUUCUGCAAAAGCUCAGACUGAUUUAACCAGAGUCGCAGAUAGUUAUGGACCUUUGGUUGUUGAAACAACAGUCAAACUACUCCGUGAUGCAUGUUUAAUUAAUGACCACUUAUUUCUUCGACGAAUUGCCUCUUUUGAGACUAAUGAUGGCCUUGCUAUUCUGCCGGGGGACCACGGUGGUAUCUGGAAGGUGGAUGAGGAAAUGUUUAACUAUACCCAGUCGGGAACGCCCAAUUUGCAAAACAUUUACAAAGAGGUGUUCAGAACCCUGUUUGUGGUAUGGAAAGGAAUAACAUGGAAAGAAUUGAAUAAACCCUUAUAUUCCGGACUUGCUGCUGCAAUUUAUCUCAGAGCAAAAACCAACGAAACUAUGCCCCUUUCAAAACCAGACCAAGCAAAAUUUUGGAAGAAGUACUUUCGAACAAAUGGAAACGAACAAGCUUUUCUAACAGCAAUGCAGGCAAUGCCUGAAGGUUGCAGCGUCCCUACACAAGUAGAUCUUACCUUCAUUGUUGAGACGUCUACUAAUGUUAAAUCCGCAGAGCUGAGACAGACAAAAGACUUCAUCAACAGGAUCGUAAACGGUUUAGUUGUUUCUAGUUCGAAGGUUCAACUUGCUAUGGUUACAUAUGGAAGUCAGGCAAACAUUUUAUUUCAUUUGAAUGCCUACUCAAACAAAAUAGACGUGGUUUCUAACAUUGAUUCCAUGCCUUUGAGCGGGGGAUUGGUUGCUACAAAUAAAGCCUUAAAACUAACGAGAGAAGAAGUAUUCGUGGCCAAAAAUGGUGCCAGAGCUGGUGCUGCACAAGUAGCGAUCCUCAUUACCAAAAGUCCGCCAGACAACAAGACGGAAACCGAAAUCGAGUCCUCUAUCCUAACCGGAAGUGAUGUAACGCUAUUCACCAUCGCAAUUGGUUCAGCCCUUAAUUCAAAUGAUCUGGUUAACAUCAGCAGCCAACCUAACUGUGUUCAUUAUACUCACAUAGACAAUUUCUUGGAUUUGCAAGACUUUGCUGCUGAAAUGGAUGAAGUUAUAUGUCGAGCGCCAGUCAAAUUGUCAAAUGGAAGAUUUACCCAUCCAUGCAAUGUGGAUGCCUUACUUUCCAUACCUGACAAUCCUUACGGUACCACGAUUAAGAUUUCAGUUGGCUCUGGAUCAAGGACAGUUUAUACUUCGUACAUGUUUGGACUACCGAACACGGCUAAGAAUGACCUAGCCUCCACAGUAGAUAACCUCAGUCCUCUGACCUUGUAUCUCCAUGACAACAACCCCAGUUACUACAUCAGUCUGAAAAGUGUUCUAGGAUUGAAUUGUAUGGAUAACUAUACAGUUGAUGUUCAUGUGGGACCACCGAGCUCAGUAUCGCCUGGAACUUUUUGCGUAGAGCGAGGGAUCAAAACAGAUUGUUCUAAUGUAACAAUGAACUCAACACCAGCGACAUCCGCAACCCCAGCUACCUCUGCAACCCCAGCAACCUCCACAAUAUCAGUACCUGCAACAGCAGCAGUACCUUCCACACCUGUUGUAACCACAGCAAGUACAUAUCAGACGACCCCGAAUAUUUGUGUCGGGAACAUAAAAGUCGCCCAACACCCCAAUGACCCAACCAAAUUCCUGAUGUGUGAUAUUAAAGGCCAGCUUCUUACAGUUCAGUGUCCACAUAAGGAGAUAUUUUGCGCUGCCACAAAUCUCUGCGAGGCACAUUGCCCUACGACAACUACAAUCAGCCAAUCAGCAACAACUCCUAUUGUGCCGUCUACGUCAUUGGUACCAGCUACAAACUCCACAACGCCCAGGAAACCUAUCAUCAUAAUAGUUUUUACCACUGGUCCCCCGGUGAUCGUGGGUUCGAGAACAGCACCCGCAGCCUCCGCGACAACCACUAUUCCCGCCCCAAAGACGACUUUUACGAGUACACCUGUUGGAACAACACAACGCAUUCCCACUACCACAACAUUACAAAAGGUUAUAUCAACGAAUACUGCAUCAACAACAACUCAUCGAGCAACAACAAAUCAAAACUGUCACCAAAACCCAUGCACAGUACAUGCUUUCAUGAAUAGCAUUUUGUAUUUCCCCGCAUGUGAUGAACACGAAUAUUAUCAAUGUUUGGGAAUAAAUUCUAAGAAAACAGUACGAUGUCCAUCAGACAAAAUUUUCAAUCCUGAUAUAUUGAAUUGUGUGAAUGAAUUCGUUUUUAACGAAGAAACUCAAACUUUUGAUAAAACUAUUCCAAAUCCAUGCAAAAAUACACGAGGAGAUAGAUAUUUUGUUCAUCCUACUGACAAGUCCAAAUUCAUUCACUGUGACGGGUUUUGGAAUGGCUUUAUGAGAACAUGCCCAUCUGGUGAAAUAUUUCAUGAAAUGGCACAGUCCUGUAUAAUGAUUAUUAGCUCAGCUUUUGGAAAAUAAAAGAUUCCAUUGAGGGGAUUUUUGC
This is a messenger RNA of Saccostrea echinata, 2546 nucleotides long. RefSeq lists its product as uncharacterized. The record is from RefSeq and is a predicted model, not a curated record. NCBI's taxonomy places the organism in Eukaryota, Metazoa, Mollusca, Bivalvia, Ostreida, Ostreidae. The transcript is spliced from 7 exons. The coding region runs from base 62 to 2521 and encodes 819 amino acids. Gene Ontology annotation, cellular component: extracellular region. Gene Ontology annotation, molecular function: chitin binding.